Truncatella angustata is the source of this 3004-nucleotide messenger RNA. Its product is annotated as peptidase S8/S53 domain-containing protein. Lineage: Eukaryota; Fungi; Ascomycota; Sordariomycetes; Amphisphaeriales; Sporocadaceae. Gene Ontology annotation, biological process: proteolysis. Gene Ontology annotation, cellular component: cytosol; membrane; cell wall. Gene Ontology annotation, molecular function: serine-type endopeptidase activity; tripeptidyl-peptidase activity. The record is from RefSeq and is a predicted model, not a curated record. The coding region runs from base 83 to 2827 and encodes 914 amino acids. The transcript is spliced from 10 exons.
GAAGAAUAUGCCACAAUAACUAUCGUUGUGCUCAAGUUGUUCGAGUUUGUGAACGGGCAAUUAGGAAGUGCCGCAUAUCAAGAUGUAUGUGAAAAACAUCGUUCUGUUUGCUUUGGCAGUUGCCUGCCAAACCACAGCGCAAAGCCUCCUCUUGCGCCAAGCGUCCAACUUCCCAGGUUCUAGUGAUGUGACGCCGCGCCGCUAUAUCGUCGAGUUAAAGUCUCGCGACCACAGCGCUCACGUCGCAGAAAAGGUCGCCGGUAUUCACGGCCUCAAGAUUGUCAAGACUUUCGACCACGACAUUUUUCCAGCUGUCAGCAUCGAGUGCGACCACGCCUGUGAUGCCACAACUGUGGCUGCGGCGUUGAAUGACAACGAGGAUGAUAGUAUAGUGGGCAUGGUUUUCAAAUCUACAACGAUACAACUUGCGCCUACAAUCGAGGGCGAGUCCUACAGCAACGAUGCGGCAGCCUCCAACUACUCUGUCCAUGGAUUGACCGGUGUUGAAAAACUACAUGAAGCAGGCAUCAUAGGCGUCGGUGCCACAGUAGCAAUCGUCGACAGUGGUGUUCAAUACACCCACCCUGCUCUUGGUGGCGGUAUAGGUCCAAACUUCACUGUCGUUGGAGGCUAUGACCUUGUUGGGAAGAAUUGGCCUGAUACUGCGCCUGACCCCGAUGACGACCCAAUGGACGAGUACGGCCACGGCACUCAUGUUGCAGGAAUCGUUGCUGGCAAAAGCGACCAGUUUGUUGGAGUUGCUCCUGGCGCAAAGAUCCUCUCCUUUAAGGUUUUCGGUGAUAGCGGAUAUUCGAACGAAGAAACUGUGAUUGAGGCAUUUCUGAAAGCCUUUGACUCAGGAGCCGAUGUAAUCACUGCGAGCCUUGGUGAGAAGAGCGGCUUCACAUCCAAUGCGUUGGCCGUCAUCGCAUCUCGAAUGGUUGACCAAGGCGUCGUCGUGACUAUUGCAGCCGGUAACGACGGACAGGAUGGCGCCUUCGACAUGAGCAACGGUGCUUCAGGUGCCCAUGUUCUAACGAUUGCAGCAUCAGAGCCUGACGAGUUCCCUGCCCAAGAGUUCACUGCCAACUUUAUCCUAGACGACAAGACGAAUGCCACACAGCUUGGAUAUUACGGUGGCUCGAGCAACUUCCCUGUAACGGUAGUAGAUUGGCCAAUUGUACCCGUCACAUUGAACGCAUCGGUUGACGCUGAUGCGUGUCUACCUCUUCCGGCCAACACACCCAACAUGACGGGGAAGAUUAUGCUGAUUCGAUACGGCGGAUGCUCUCUAUACACAAAGCACAAGAAUAUUGCAGCGUUCGCACCCCAGUAUAUCCUGUUCUACGAAGAUGACGGUGCGUUUCAAUCACCAGUCACAGGCGUUACGCCAGGUCUCACGUCAGUGAUCGAGGCACGUGCCGGGGAGGCUAUCGUCAACACUAUCAUCGAUGGCGGUAACGUGACAGCAUCAUUCGACAUCUCGACGGGUCACUACGUAGGGCUUUAUAACGCAGGUGGCGGACGUCCAGCACUGUAUAGCACUUGGGGAAGUACCUUCGAUCUAGCACUUAAGCCUGACAUUGCCGCACCAGGAAGCAAGAUACUCAGUACAUACCCCACCAACGAGUAUAAGGUACUUAGUGGAACCAGCAUGGCCACACCUUAUAUUGCAGGAGUCGCAGCUCUCUACAUCGGCAAGUUUGGUGGCCGGGCGGCACAUGCCGACGACCCUGCUUGGGCUCAGCGUUUACAUGCCAAGAUUAUGUCGACAGCGCAUGCGGUAGCCUGGGCAGACUGGGCCACGACCGCUACAGACUACGGUUUCUAUGCUCCGACCACUCAAGUUGGUGCUGGGUUCGUAGAUGCCGCGAAGCUUUUUAACUAUACUACAGAGUUGAGCUUCGAUGGUCGCAAGUUUGAACUUAACGAUACGGCCAACUUCCAAGGUGAUCACUCGGUGUCCAUCACCAACACAGGUAGCAGGGCAGUCACCUACACGUUUUCAUUGCAGCCUGCGGGAGGCUAUGAACCGUGGACACCCCUGGCCCCUGGCACCACUAAGUAUGCAGCCCCAGGCCUCAAGCUAUAUGCCGAGAUUAAUCCCGUCGAGAUGGUGCCAGCUGUAAUCUUGCCGGAGGCUGUGACUAUUGGAGAAGGUGACAGUGCAAACAUUGACUUCAAGUUCACGGUGCCCCAAGGGCUCAAUGUGUCCAACAUCCCCGUAUACAGCGGUAAGGUUUUGAUCAGUGGUAACAAUGGCGAGGAGCUCGGUAUUCCUUAUUUUGGUGUUGCGGCAAGUUUGACGGAUGAAAUUCAACACGUCUUUGAUUAUGGAAAAUUGUUCCCCAUUAUGACAACUGGCGCCUCCCCCAUUAGCAUCUCUGUCAAGUCCAACUUUACUUUCAAUCUCACUCGAGAUUCGCAAGACUUUCCACACUUUUCGAAUAUGCUGGUUUGGGGCACGGAAGAGUUGCGUUGGGAUGUAUUCGAUGGCAACUAUACGGAAGCAGACUGGACCUAUCCUCCUGUAGCAGGCCAGAAUGGCUUCAUCGGUUCAGCGACGAGUUGGAACGGGACCAGCAAAUCUGCGUGGUUUGACCCAGCAAUAAAUAGUGAGGAUGACAUCUUCUCCUUCCCGCUGCACACAGUACCGCGCAACACUCGAGCGGAGUAUUACUGGCUAGGCAGAUACGCGAAUGGAACUCAGGCUCAACCUGGGGCUUACAAAUUCCGAAUUGCAGCGCUCCGCCCAUUCGGUGAUCGACAUGUUGCUGCAGACUGGGACGUUUAUCCGACACCUGAUCUUACAUUUUUGCCGUUAUAGGCUUUCCCGAGUACUGGCAAGGUUUUUACUAUUCGUAGAGUUUGGAUUCACGCAUCAAGGCCCGUAAGUAGAGAACACACAAGAUCUUCAAAUACAUAAUCAACUCACUGUCGGAAGAAGAAAAGGCUCUGUGGCGUAGCUCAAUAAGACAGAAGUACUAUGGUGGUACAUAUGAAC